GAACGGGGAAGUCCUGGUGCCGCUGGCGCUGCAGUUACGGCCUGCAGUCUGCAGGGCAGCUCAGCGAGGGGUUGGUGGUCGCCGCCCGAGGAUGUGGUUUAAAUGAUGUCCUGCCCCAUCCCCACAGGCAGCGUAUCCCUGCAGCAUUCACCCAUCGGCAUGUCAUCCCUAGUGAGCUAACCGUGGGGAGGUGGGCAACGCACUACAGGCGGGGAAGUGGGCAGAGUGAGAAUUUAAUGGCAACCAACCACUCCUUCACAGGGUCAGAUGACACAGCAGAUGAAGCUGUCCGGUCCACAUGUGAUGAUGCAACAGUUUGUAAAAGGUUUGCAGUGAGUAUGAACUACUGGAAGGAUCCGUACAUACAGUACUUUACAAAGCAACCAAAUGAAAGGAAAGCUCCUGAAAUAAACAGAGGUUAUUAUGCCCGUGUAAAGGCAGUGAAUUUAUUGCUGGAUGCUUUUGUGAAGAAAACCAACUGUAAUUGUCAAGUUAUAAAUCUGGGCGCUGGUUUGGACACAACUUUUUGGAGACUCAAGGAUCAAAAUAUGCUUCCAAAAAAAUACUUUGAAGUUGACUUUCCAAUGAUUGUCAUGAGAAAAAUACACUUAAUUAAAACAAAGCCUCCAUUGUCAAAGCCAAUUAUAGAAACACAUUCAAGUAGUAGCCUGCUGAUAGAUGGUUCCAGCAUGAACUCUGAUCGCUAUGCCAUUAUUGGGCAAGACCUCCGUGACCUUCCCAUGCUGUUGGAAAGGUUGAAGAGAUUUGGUCUGGAUACAAAGUUGCCAACAUUGCUAAUGGCAGAAUGUGUUCUCGUGUACAUGACACCUGAGCAAUCUGCAGAAUUGAUAAAGUGGGCUUCAAGUACUUUCAGUACCACCAUGUUUAUUAAUUAUGAGCAGGUGAAUAUGACUGAUCGCUUUGGCCAGGUGAUGAUAGAAAACUUGCAGCGACGGCAGUGCAACCUUGCUGGAGUGGAUGUCUGUCAUACUUUGGAGACACAGAAGGACCGGUUUCUUUUGAAUGGCUGGAAUAAUGCGAAUGCCUUGGACAUGAUGACUGUAUAUAAUAGCUUACCACAAACAGAUGUUCAGAGGAUAGAGCAACUGGAAUUCUUGGAUGAGAAGGAACUUUUACAGCAGCUGCUACAGCAUUAUUGCAUCUGCUGGGCCACGAAAGAUAGUGAAAAUUUUGGUAUUGGUGACAUUAUAUUUGGGAGCAUUUGAUUUCCAUUGACAAGCUACUUCAAGCCUGAAAUGACAAAUCCUGCAAUCAGUGUGCAUGAAAAAGGAAAUCUACUAAAGCUGUAAUAGGACAGUGCCUUUGUGAUUAAGUGUUUGUUGAUGUGUAAAGCAACGGAAAAGGCUGAUAUUACAUCAUUUUGUGAACACAGCCUAUGAUGUAUGUCAGAUUAACAAGCUAUUGUUUUGUAUUAAAAAUACUGAUCUGUUUUAAUUUGUGACAUCCAACAAAAUUCUGAGUUGCAAUUGAAAUGCUUAAAGUAUCAGGUUUGCUAGUAUCAUCAAUAAUUUGUCUUUAAAAGCAUCAAUUCACAAAGACAGUAUGCCACAAAUGCAGUAGCUGUUAAUGAACAUUUCUGCAUAGUAUUGUUAUUGAUCAUUUGAAUGAAAUUUUAUUUGGGAUGCAUCUGAACUGAGUGUAUGAAUUGGUGAGCUGAUGUGAUUGAUUAACACUGGUAAUAGCCUGGACCUUUCUGUUGACAUUAGCAGGCUCUGCCCACAGAAUUGAGAGCCAGCCUUAGGCUCCCUGGCAGUUGCUUGACCCAUCAAUAAAACUGAAUAUUGGUGAAUAUUUCUAACGUUCACGAAUGUUCAGACUAUUAAAAAAUGACAGAACACUUUUAAAACAAAAUUAUGUGAAACAAUCCACAUAAAAACACUGGAAAAACAAUUAUUACAUUGAUUUAAGUUUUAAAAUUAGAAUGAAAGGAAAUUACUUUGCACUCACCAGACUCCCCAAAGAGGUUAUGCUUCUUCAAAUUCAUGUGCCUGAUUACCCAGCCUAAGCUCUAGGAAUGUUGGAAGUUUUCACUCCCUGUAUAGUUGUCCAGAGGAGCAAUUAGCUGAGCAGAAUUUCAGGAUGUCACGUCCCCACAGUUGCCCGAGUAAAAGCCACCCUAGUGUCAGCUUUUUAGUAAAUUAAGUUGCUUUUGUUAUUGUCUACUAUGUACUCCACAAAUCCUAAAUUGCCCAUCCCAGGUCAUAUUUAUUACAUUAGUUUGAUCAAUUCAUCACUAGUUCAUCACGUACAGUGAUUAGUCAGUUGGCAUUAAUUAUGGCUUAAUCACCAGUGCACUCAUCUCAGAGUCAGAGUAUCCCAGGUUCAGGACCCACUCCAGCAACUUGAGUACUGAAAGUCUGGAUAAUGCUUCAGUACUGAGGGGGUGCUGUAUGGCUGGGAGUUUUUUGCGAUAUAGAGAUUUCCUUUGUUGUCAUGGAUACAUGUAAAUGACCCCAUGAUACUGUUUCAAAGGAGGGAAGAGGUAUUACUACUGGUUCUUGGUCAAAUUGGUGUUCAUUAGCACAUGGUUGUGAAGUCUUGCUGUGCAAUAAUUAGGCAGCUGCAUUUUUUACAUCUCAGCAGUGACUGCACUUCAGAGGUGUAAAGUGCUUUGGAGUAUAUUGGAAGGGACGUGUAAGGUGCUAUAUAAAUCUGUUUCAAAUAGUGCUAAUUAUAAAGUAUACUAUUGGAAGCUUAUUGAAAUUAAAAUUCACAAGCCUUGAAAUUCAACCACUUAGAAAUGUGUUCUUUCAAUAUACCUGAUUAAAUAUUAACCUUGCCCAGAGUGAAAUGUCAUAAUAAUGGGUUAUGAUGUAUUUUUCAGAAAUUUGAUUGGGCAUUUCCAGCACAUAACCCUUGUGUGCAUGAUGUAAAGCAUUUCGAAAGAACCAAGAUGGUCCUAGGACAGCCAUAGUUUAUGUAGUGUUGAAUUGAGGGUCCUGUAAGGCCCUUAUUUACCUAAUCUCACUCCUGACCCUCCUAAUCCCGAGGCCCCAACCAUUCCCUUCCCCCAACACCACCACCUCAUCCAACCAUUCUUCUCCAGUCCACCAAUGACCCAAUGUUGCCCCCAAUGGAAGCCCUGACAUCCACCCUUUCCCCACUCCCCCAGACCUCUUACCUGACUGUCUCUCCAAUUCUAGAGCUGUUCCUUGCUGAAGACCACCCCUGCCUUUUGCAGACCUCAAUUGUCGACAUUCAGCCACCUGCACUUUUUUUGGCACACCCUCUUCCCUCAGCACACACCAUCCACAAUGAUUUCCUGGCCCUGGUCCGUUGCAGAAAUGCACAACAUCCCUUCAGUUGUGCCUGGUGAAAUCUACAACAGGUGUCCAGUUCCUAAUCGAGCUUUAGUAGCCCACUGUGAAGCCCAUUUGGUGCAUAAAAAUUUGUAGCUAGGGUAUUUAAAGAGGUAUGACAGCAUAGUCAGAAAGUUGGUUAAAGAAUGAAGAUGUAAUGUCCAUUGCAUAUUUUGGCAGUGGGAGUGUUAAUCGUGUUGUGCCCCAGGUGUCAGUGUUUGGCUAUGUUCUCAGUUGAUCAGCUGGGGGAUGGAAGGUACAAGCUGGUGAACUGCCACAGGAUAUUCAUGGCAAGUGGGCAGCUGGUGGUUAAUGUUAUUGAGUUGAGCUGGAACUGGACCUCUACCUCUUUGUUGUUUCACUGGAUAAAUAUAGCCUUCUAGAAAAAGAGAUGAGGUCGGAAGUCGGCCAGAACCAUUAACAUACGUAAUUUACAGAAUUUUUUGAGUAAUUUCUAAGGUAUAUUAAG
This is a messenger RNA of Pristis pectinata (smalltooth sawfish), 3789 nucleotides long. It is a transcript of the gene lcmt1, whose product is annotated as leucine carboxyl methyltransferase 1. Lineage: Eukaryota; Metazoa; Chordata; Chondrichthyes; Rhinopristiformes; Pristidae. The coding region runs from base 237 to 1226 and encodes 329 amino acids. The record is from RefSeq and is a predicted model, not a curated record. Gene Ontology annotation, biological process: C-terminal protein methylation. Gene Ontology annotation, molecular function: protein C-terminal leucine carboxyl O-methyltransferase activity. The transcript has 12 exons. Gene Ontology annotation, cellular component: cytosol.